AUGGAAGGAGAGGAAGUGAGCAACAAACAGAUAAUUCUGAAGGACUACGUGAUUGGAUUUCCCAAAGAGUCAGACAUGAUUCUCAAGACGAGUACUAUCAAAUUGAAGGUUUCAGAAGGUUCGAAUGCUGUUCUGUUGAAGAAUCUCUACCUUUCCUGUGAUCCCUACAUGCGAUCUCGCAUGAGGAAGAUGGAAGGGAGCUACGUCGAGUCCUUCUAUCCUGGUUGGCCUAUAACUGGAUAUGGAGUGGCCAAAGUUGUGGAUUCUGGGCUUCCAAACUUCAAAAAAAGGUGCCUUGGCUUGGGGAAUGACUGGAUGGGAAGAGUACAGUCUCAUUUCAAAUCCAGCGCUGAGCUCAGUUCCACAGCAUUGGAGCUGUGCUCAAGCUUGCCUGGAACUUACUGUUUAUAA
This is a messenger RNA of Ilex paraguariensis (yerba mate), 411 nucleotides long. Lineage: Eukaryota; Viridiplantae; Streptophyta; Magnoliopsida; Aquifoliales; Aquifoliaceae. The record is from the annotation of a GenBank genome assembly.